Molecule: messenger RNA, 4000 nt
Organism: Caenorhabditis angaria
Lineage: Eukaryota; Metazoa; Nematoda; Chromadorea; Rhabditida; Rhabditidae
Source: the annotation of a GenBank genome assembly
AUGAACAUGUCACUUGCAAUUCCACGUAAGUUUCUUUGAUUUACAACUCUUCAAGAGUCAAAGAUUCAAAGUUGAUAACAUUCAGUUUAUAUUCCCAUUAUAAAAAUAAUUUUUUUGUGAAAGGAAAAAAAUCUUCAUUACUAUAAAAAAGUCACGAGGCUCGGAAAAAACAAGACAAUUAAUUAUAUUUUUCUGCACUUCUUUUUUGAUUAUUAUUACUACACUUCUUGUUUUUCACAAAAACGCAAGUCAAAAAAUCAAAGAUUGAAAAGCAUACUGUAGAUUUUCGUAUUGACAGUGCUGAAAAUUUCGUUUUUUAUUCAGAAAUUCAAAAUUAUGGGGUUGAAAAUUUUGUUUUUUCAGUCAGAAUUUUUGGAAUUUGGCCUGUGGCUAUUAGAUGAAAACUAAUUUAGAAUUGUUGAAUGUUCGUGUUUGGCGGGUCCAGAUUCUGAUUUUAAUUGUUGCUAAAACAAACUUCAAAACAAUUUAUUUGGAAAAAAUUAUUCUUAUUCUUGAUAAUUUUUACCUGAUUAUCAAGUGUUUUCCCACGUGUUAUUUUUGAAAAAAAACAUUGCAAACAGUUUCAGCUUAAUUUCAGAUCGCAUUUUUUUUCACAUUGAUAGUUCAUCUAUCAUACUUUGAAUUUCAUUAAAACACGAAAAUAGUUCAAUAAACCGGUUUUGGAUUGUUUCAAAAGUUUUCAAACAAUAUUUUUUCAUUUUUUCUCUGAUCAACGCAGCAAACUAUCGUAUUUUGUUCUGAACUGUGUUCUGUUUUUUUUUACUUUUCUCACGAAACCUUUUCUUUAUUUGCACAGCUUUUCGAAAAAAAAAACAUUUGAUCAAGUAGUUAAAGUUUUGAUAAAAUUUUAUUCACAUCAAAAGUUCCGUUGUCCUGAUAGUUUUGAAUAAAAUUAAAAUUAUCAUAUGGUUGCAUUACUCAUAAUGAAUCACACAAAACUAGAUUUUUUUGAAUAUUUUAAGGUUGUUGUGAUGGAUUUCACAUGUUUCAUAAAAUAAGUUGAAAAUGACUCAUUUCGAGAAAUUGAAAAACAACAAUGUUUGCGUUUUUCAAGUUUCGUAUAUACUAUUUUCGUUAAAAAAAUAUGGACGUGAUAGCUGAAUGACUGAUGUUUCAGAUGAGCAAUAUUUCAUCCGACUUUCUCAUCCAAACUAGGAAGUUACAACAUCAAAUGUUUUAUUACAUUUUUUGAAAUUGGGCAAUACAUUUAAUCGGUAGGUAGAAAAAGGCGAGAAUUAAUUGAACAUUGCCAACUUACGUUUUCGUUCGGUAAAGGUUCAAAAUUUCUAGAUUAUACACACUACACUAGAAUGAGCCAUAUGUUUUAACAUUAUCAUUCAAAAACGCAACGGUAAAAUGAGCAGAACCCAUCGAACAUCAGGAAGCUGUCAUUUUUAAACCCCCGGAAUUGAGAAAUUCAUGAAAAUAUAAAGCGAUUCUUUGUAAUCGAAGAGCAUUUUCUUUAUUUGAUAACAAUUUCUUAAUUUUUGACACCUUCUAAUCUUAAAUUCUGUUGAAAGCAGGUUUAUCAGCUGAAAAUUGGAACUUUUUGCUAGUUCUUUGUUUUGUAUGCAUGUUUUUUUGCCUUCGAGAAGUUCUUUACAGAAAAAAUACCGGUUUCAAAAGGCGAUUAGUUUUUUCUUCUCUUUGAGAUAAUAACAAAACGUUUCAAAUGUUUUUUGGUAGUUACAGUAAUCUGUUUGAACUUUAUCUUUUUUUUCAGACAAAGUACUUUCACUUCGAAUUAAAAUCAGAUUUUUUUCAUUGUUCGAACAAAACUCAGAUUACUGUAUCAUAUGAAUUUUAGGUUCUUAUCAUAUUAGUUCACAUUUUUCUGGAAGUAAGUCUCUAACUUCACAUGAAUUUUUGGGUACAGAAAUUAGUCAGCUAAAUAUCGGCAUGUUCAAAAAACAUUUGAUAAUGUAUUUUUGAUCAGGAAGUCGUUAAUAAAUUGAAGAAAAUCACAGCAAAAAGAUAUGACAUUUGAUAGCUUUGAUUUCUCACGAAGACAUUUUUGGGUUAGAGAGUGCUUUUGAUUCUUUCAGAAACAAAAAAUCAGAAUUUUUUUUGAGCCAUUCCCUCAUUUAUCAAUUGUUUUAAAAAUUUUCUAAGUGUUGUUCUAUCUAGUUUGAAAUUUUCUGAACGAAUAGAAAAGAAAUUUCAAGGAUACAUUUCAAGGUGAACGAAAAAGCUUCAAGGAUAAAUUGGACAACAUUUUCCCACGUUCCCUUCUGUCCAAAAACAUUUUCCUAUUCAAGAUCUCAAUACAUUCAUUGUCACUACAGUAAUCAAUUCUCUCUGUCUACAGUACCAAAAAAACCUCAAUAAUAGUUCAAAAUAGGUGCAAUUACAGUACCAUGUUCUAGAAAUCGAAAAUUGUUAUUGCUUUUUUUGUGGAUUGCCCUCCCCUCUUUCACUGUUAGAAACUCCACCCAUUGCUGAUUUAUUUGUGUUUUUUUUUUCGUUUUUAAAACCACCACUAUUUUUUCCUAUUUAAAAAGCGGGGAAACCCCCUCUUAUCAUAUCAUCCUUUAAGGUUGAGAGUUUUGAAAUAAAUUUAUUUCAUUUCAAAAUGAAAGAAUUCAAAAAAUAAAAAAUAAUAAUUCCAGAACCUCCAGCAACAAUGGCUUUCAUAUCGCCUGUGAUUCGAAAUGACUUCAAUUUGUAUGAAAGAAAGAAGCCAACACAAAGAAGUCGAACAAUAUCAAGAACAACCGGAUCACAAAUAUCUCCAAAAAUGUCUGGAAAAGAAAGCACAUCUUUGGAUUCACUUUUGGAUAAACAAAAACAAUUGCAAAUUAUGAGAGAAAAGCACAAACAAAAAAGGUUAGUUCAAGCUUUUCAUGAAGUGGGCAGGAUUUUUUCAAUUGAAAAUCUACCCGUUCUCGAAGAUUCUUAUUCUUAUCGUUUUUCUUUUGGUUCUACUUUUCACUGAUAAUCAGCCUUGUAAACAACUUUCGAAGACCAAAUUUAUCAAUAAUUGAGCAACAUGGAAAUAUUUUGAUAUUCAUUGUUAAAUCUGAAAUCAAGAUCAAAGUCCAAACAACUCCAAACUUUUACUAUGAAUAUUCAUGUGUGAAACUCAUAAAAAUCAAAAGAGCUCUAAUCCACUUGAAAAUGUCUACGUCACUGCACUCUAACCUCGCUCUCUGCCUCUGACCCAAUCUUGAAAUUGUUCUUAUUUUCAACUGAUAACUAACUAAUAGUCGAAAAGCACAGUAUCAAAAAUAAUUCGCUUAUCAGUCUAAUUCAAAUUUGAAAACAACAAAACCAAAAAAAAACGAAAAAAAGAAAAAACAUGUAAAAUGUGACUUUUGGGGAAUCCCAUGACAUUUCAAAUUAACAUCAAUUACAGAAAUAUUCGAAGAAAUACAUUGAAUUUUCGAAAAAUUUCGGUUAUCACUGAAACCGAUGAAGAAGAUGUUGAUGAAGAUCAGGCAAAUAUGAAUAUGGAGAGCUUGAGGAAACAAUUCACAACACAAUUGUCAUCGCCAAUUUGCGUAAGUUACUAGAAAACACUCUGUUUUCUAAAGAAAGCUAUUUUGAAAAACUUAAAAAAACAUUCUUAAUUGAUUCCGGAAUUAAUUUUUUCCUAGAUAUUUAUCCCACAAAAAAGUUAAUGAGUUUUGUUUGAACCACAGAUUCUAAUUUUGAAGCUUGAAAAUUAUGAUCAUUGAUGUUCAGCACUUUGCGUAAACAUUCAGUUUUUUUUUUAUAUUUUAAAUGUUUAUUAAAAUUUUCCAAAAAAAAAAAAAAAAACUAAAUUGUCAGAUGUUCUGUUCUCACCCUCUGUUUUUUUCAGACAUUCCAACCAAUUUCCGAAGAAGAACAUCCGAUUGAAAUCUCAUCAAACUCAUCAACCAGUUCACAAUCUGAUCAAAAGAAAAAGAAAGGAGUAAUGUCAAUGCUCCAUGAAUGGAUCCACAAUCAUUCUUUGAAGCGAAGAAGACCAAAAGUCACUCAACAAACACCCAAAUAA